GGGGGUCAUAGGAUUGGUAGGAGUGUUUGUAUUUUGCCGUAGUUUGUUUGUAUUAUUUUUUUCCUCGACGUAAAAGCGAAAUGGUGGAGGCUCCUUCAGUCGAAAACGUAGUAAAAGAUAUUGGAGAAAUACAUUCUCGUCUAUUUGAUCACAGACCUUUUGUGCAGGGAGAAGUCAGUUAUUUUCUUAAAGAAUUUGAGGAAAAAAGAAAUGACAGAGAAGUUCAUUGGUUAUUUGAAAUCCUUGAAAAUGUAACAGAAAUAAGAGAAACUCAAAUAGAUAAAGCAAGAAAAUAUGGAGAUAAUCAUUUAUGCAAUUUGACUGCCAAUUUGGAAGUGGCUUUAAGAAUGUGUAAUAAAAUUGUUGAAAGAGGAGAACAGGAUGUGGAAGAGCUCUUACGUGAGAAAAGAAAUCAUCGUGAAGAGGAGUGGAAGUUAUUCUUAGAAGAUAUGCAGGACAAAAAUUUAAAAGUACAACAUGUGUUUGCUGAAAAAGAAAUGCAAUUGAAGAAACACUACAGUGAUCUGGAAGAGAAAUUACAUAUUUCUCCAAGUCAUACUAAUUCUAGAAAAAAUAGUACUUAAUUAUUUAUUUGAAUUAAAAAUCUGUGAAGUCUUUCUUUUAUUUAUUGUAAUGUAUAAAAUAUUCAAUCUAUUACUCUCUCUUGAAGCACUGUUUUCCAAAUUAUACAACACAAGGAAAACAUCAGAAUUACUGGUGAUGGCAAUAAUUUUAUAAACAUAUGUCAAUGUAUUAUAAGCACACCAGACAAAAAAUUGCCUUUCAGAAUGUAUCUAAUUUUCAGUUGACUGUGAAUUACACCACUGUUUGUAGACCUGCUGGACAAUGCUUAUACUUUAACAUGCCUAGAAAUUGAGUGACUUCAUUCACUUCCUGUCUGUGUUUUUUGGGCCACUAAUGUCUGUUGUUGCAUAUUGCAGACCCAAUUCAACACUCACGUUACUUUUCAUAACUUCUCAAGAGAAAUGACCUUGUAGAUCAUAUCUGUGCUAUUUAUCUCCAAAAAUUUCUCUCAUGGCACCCUCUGGUUUCUGUUAGAGGUGACUAAUGUUUUGUCUGGUGUGAUUAUAUUAUUAAUAAAAGUCCUGUUAAUUUAGGGAAACUAAGCAGUCAUACAUGGUAUUAGGAAGAGUGUAUUUAUUCAUAUUAAGCUUUCAAUAUUAACUUCUUUAAAAAAAUAGAACCAAUUAGAGACUUAAUUUUUUCAUCCUUCAUGAUAGAUUCAAUUUUUACAUAAUUGUAUAAGUACAUUAAACUGAUAAUUCCAUAUUGAUUGAUAAUGCCGUGCACGAAAAUGGCAUUUAUCUUUAGAUUAAAAAUAAACGCGCUAUAGAGUUUAUUAUAUAUUCUAUUUUGUAUGCAUUUUAAUUUGGAUCUAGCUGCAAUAAUGGAAAUUGUGAUAUAGAAGUAAGUUUGGGGAGCAUUUUUUCAUGAAGUUAUACAUAGAAUAUUUAUGUUUACCUUUGUAUUUAUUUUUUCAAGAAUAAAUUUUUUAAAUCGA
Centruroides sculpturatus (bark scorpion) is the source of this 1522-nucleotide messenger RNA. It is a transcript of the gene Muted, whose product is annotated as biogenesis of lysosome-related organelles complex 1 subunit 5-like. Gene Ontology annotation, cellular component: transport vesicle; BLOC-1 complex. The coding region runs from base 81 to 584 and encodes 167 amino acids. The record is from RefSeq and is a predicted model, not a curated record. The transcript is spliced from 5 exons. Lineage: Eukaryota; Metazoa; Arthropoda; Arachnida; Scorpiones; Buthidae.